AUGUUUAAGUUGAUUGGAUUUAGUAUAUUUUUCACAAUUAGUUUAUCUUGUGCCGCUGAAUUUGAAGAUGCAUUUAAGAAUUGCUACUCAGACGUCAGUGGAUUUGACUCUUGUGUUAGAGAAGGACUUAAUUCUAUAAGACCAUAUUUCAAAACAGGCUUGUCAAAAUAUAAUGUCAAGCCGUUUGAUCCGUUUUUUGCUGAAGAAGUAACGGUGACGAGAGGUUUGCCUAGAAUUGGAUUUGUUUUGACAUUGAGAAAUGUUACGGAAAGUGGAUGGACAGCAAGCAAAGUUACCAAGUUUGUCAGCGACUUAUCUAAUUAUAAAGUAGUUUAUACUCAAAGUUUUCCAGCAAAAUUUCUUAAUGGACAUUAUGAGUUCACUGGAAAUUUAUUGGGACCUCAAAUAAAAAAUAAAGGAAAGUUUACGCUUGAUUUAUAUGAUUUGAUUCAAACAACAACUAUCACAAAAAAACCAGGAGAAAAAUUAAAAGUCCGUGUUGAAGUUGAGACAAUAAGAGAUUUAAAAUUGCACAUUUCAAAUCUUCUGCGAGGACGUCAGGUAUUAGAAAAUUUUAUGGAUACUGUUAUCAACGGGGCUUGGCAACCUGGUUUCAUUGUCACCAGAGGUGUUAUCAAUGACCUGGUAUCUGCUGCAUUUACUGAAAUAUUUGGUGAAGCUUUCCAAAAGUUUCCAUUUGAGAAAAUAAUCAAGAAAAAAUCAGCACAAUAA
This is a messenger RNA of Cotesia congregata, 732 nucleotides long. NCBI's taxonomy places the organism in Eukaryota, Metazoa, Arthropoda, Insecta, Hymenoptera, Braconidae. The record is from the annotation of a GenBank genome assembly.